Molecule: messenger RNA, 2665 nt
Organism: Hippocampus comes (tiger tail seahorse)
Lineage: Eukaryota; Metazoa; Chordata; Actinopteri; Syngnathiformes; Syngnathidae
Product: noelin-2-like
Exons: 10
Coding region: 1106-2560 (484 amino acids)
Biological process (GO): signal transduction
Source: RefSeq, a predicted model, not a curated record
GGUUCGUAGGUUUUUAGUGGAUAGCUGUACUUUAAGAAAGGUCAAAAGGAGAGAUGGAAUCCUUUGAACGCAGCUUUGAUUCUUUCAACGUCUGCUCCGCAACUCCCGAACGAACUAGAACACACAUUCUAACGGCUUCUCAAACACUUCCUGGUUUCCUUCAGCCAAUCAGACAAUAUCAACAUAAACUUCUUUAAGCAAUUAUUGUACGGAAUAAAACCUAGGUAACUGUUACACAAAAGAAUAUAAUGCUCAGAUAUUAAAAGAAAAUAAUCAUUUUACAUAAGCUCACAUAUAUUUCAUCGAGAGAGUUCAACUGUCACUGGCGCAACUAUCGUUUUCAAUUGGCUGCUCUGUCAACUAAAAUCUGUAAUAUUUGUUUGGGUUCAUAAUUUUAUGAAUGCACAUUUGUCUCAUUAUAAACGUUAAUAUUUGUGAUUCUCUUUUAAAUCUUUUCUCAUUACUAUGUGCAAUAUUUCCUGCAAGAUCACUUCCGGUUUAGGCUGACGUAUGCCGAAUGGCGCGAAGGAAACAGAGAGAGAGAGAGAGAGAGAGAGAGAGAGAGAGAUCUGCAUUUUCAAUUUCUUUACAGUCGGUUUACAAGGUACAGACGAGUUGAACUGAGGACAUCCUGAUCAACAAUCGAGCGGAGUCCAGCGCUUGGCUAACACACCCAGAUCCCUUCAGUGGAAGUCCCACACCAAUCAUACAAAUGAGAUGGCAGGAGACACAUUUAUGACCACAAGGCAAUCAAUCAAUACGUGGUCAGGAAGCAGAGCGACGAGGCGGACUGCAGUGGACAGGAAGGAGGACAAGGACAAAAGAGAGGGAAAGGAAAAAGAGGACACACGGUUUUGAUUGUGUGCGUGUGCUUUUUUUGACGUCAUCUCAGGUUGGAGGAGGAGGGAUGCAAGAGAGCGAAGGCGAACGCGAGAAAGAGCUCCUCACAACAUCUUGGAAGCAUCCUCACAUGGCCAUGACAGGAUUUUUAAUCACCGGGGAGACUUGAUGUUGGGAAGCAACCAGCGCACGUUUUCGUUCUUUUUUUUUUUGAGGUGGGGGGGGAUGUCAACAGUUUAAUUAAGGAGCUAAUACGUGCGUGAAGAUGAGUGUGCCUAUGCUGAAGAUCGGCGCCAUGCUGAGCACCAUGGCCAUGGUCACCAACUGGAUGUCCCAGACGCUGCCCUCGCUGGUGGGACUUAACGGCACCACCGUUGGCGUCUCCCCCGAUGGCACACACGAACGCAUCGUCAGCGGUUUGUAUCCGGGCUCGGAGGAGGCUUGGCAGGUGUACAGCACCGCGUCGGACCCGGACGGCCGCUGCGUGUGCGCCGUGGUGGCUCCUGCCCGCAACCUCUGCAAGCGGGACCAUCGCGGUCGUCAACUCAGCCUGCUGACUCAACAGGUACAGAACGUGAGUCAGUCCGUGGAGGGGGUCCACCUGCGGACCUCCAGGGACCUGCGACACUUUCGCGAGUCGGAGCCGCUGCUGCGGGGCGUGGACGGACGCCUGCACUCGUACGCCAGCAGUCCUCGCACGCUCACGUCCAAGGGUCUGCAGGAGCUGAAGGGUCAGGUGACCCAGCUUCAGCCCCUUCUGUCCACGGCAGAUCAGUACCGGUCCGACGUGCGGACGCUGGCUGCCCUGCGAGGCGAAUUGCUCAACCUGUCGGCGGUCCUGACGGCCAUGCAGGAGGAGGUGGGAGCAUACGACUACGAGGAGCUUCAGAGGCGAGUCCUGCUGCUGGAGACCCGACUGCACAGCUGCAUGAACAAGCUAGGUUGCGGUCGCCUGACAGCCGUCAACGGUCCCAUCACCGUGCGGGCGUCGGGGUCCCGCUUCGGCUCCUGGAUGACUGACGCCAUGAUUCCCAGCUCUGACAGCAGGGUGUGGGCCAUGGACGGCUUCUACCGCGGCCGGCGCGUGUUGGAGUACCGCACGAUGGCCGACUUCACCAAGGGCCAGAACUUUGUGCAGCACCUGCUGCCGCACGCCUGGGCCGGCACGGGCCACGUGGUCUACAACGGCUCGCUCUACUACAACAAGCACCAGAGCAACAUCCUGGUGCAAUACCACUUCCGCUCUCGCAGCGUGCUGCUGCAGCGUAGCCUUAGCGGCGCGGGCUACAACAACACCUUCCCGUACAGCUGGGGGGGGUCCUCCGACAUUGACCUCAUGGCCGACGAGACGGGCCUGUGGGCCGUUUAUACAUCCAUACUCAACGCUGGAAACAUCGUAGUGAGCCGCCUGUGUCCCCGCUCGCUGGACAUACUACGUAGCUGGUCCACGGGCUUCCCGAAACGCAGCGCGGGCGAGGCCUUCAUGAUCUGCGGCGUCCUCUACGUUACCAACUCGCACCUGGCCGGAGCCAAGGUCCACUUUGCCUACAACACCAAUACGUCCACGUACGAGUACACGGACGUGCCAUUCCACAAUCUCUACUCACACAUCAGCAUGAUGGACUACAACCCCAGAGAGAGGGCGCUCUACACCUGGAACAAUGGUCACCAGGUGCUCUACAACGUCACGCUCUUUCACGUCAUACGCACCGACGGGUAGACCACGUUAGACGAGACUGGAGAUGAGUCACGCACACGGUCGGCUUUGUGGUGGAUGUGUCGAGUCCGCAUGGUUUCUUCCUUCAAUAAACAUCAAUAAACUUCA